Molecule: messenger RNA, 1239 nt
Organism: Apodemus sylvaticus (European woodmouse)
Lineage: Eukaryota; Metazoa; Chordata; Mammalia; Rodentia; Muridae
Gene: Gps2
Product: G protein pathway suppressor 2
Exons: 11
Coding region: 162-1037 (291 amino acids)
Biological process (GO): regulation of transcription by RNA polymerase II
Cellular component (GO): transcription regulator complex
Molecular function (GO): transcription coregulator activity
Source: RefSeq, a predicted model, not a curated record
GUCAUGACUCCGGAAGGAUUUCUCCUGACCGCCGGAUGUGACGUAGGGACCAAGGCGCGCCGGAGGCCACGGAGAAAGCGCCGACAAGGCGGGCCCCGCCUGAGGUCUGGCAGUCAGUGACAGAGUCGGGUGCCCACUGCCCAAGAGUCACCAACAGCAUCAUGCCCGCACUCCUGGAACGCCCCAAGCUUUCCAACGCCAUGGCCAGGGCUCUGCACCGGCACAUCAUGAUGGAGCGGGAGCGCAAACGGCAGGAGGAGGAAGAGGUGGACAAGAUGAUGGAACAGAAGAUGAAAGAAGAGCAGGAGAGAAGAAAGAAAAAGGAAAUGGAAGAGAGAAUGUCACUGGAAGAGACCAAGGAACAAAUUCUGAAGCUACAGGAGAAGCUUUCAGCUCUACAGGAGGAGAAGCACCAGCUUUUCUUGCAGCUCAAGAAAGUUUUGCAUGAGGAAGAAAAACGGAGGCGAAAGGAACAGAGUGAUUUAACCACUCUGACAUCAGCUGCAUACCAGCAGAGUCUGACUGUUCAUACAGGGACUCACCUCCUCAGCAUGCAAGGGAGUCCUGGAGGACACAACCGCCCAGGCACUCUCAUGGCAGCUGACAGAGCCAAGCAGAUGUUUGGACCACAAGUGCUCACGACCCGGCACUACGUGGGAUCAGCAGCUGCUUUUGCAGGAACCCCAGAACAUGGCCAAUUCCAAGGCAGUCCAGGGGGUGCCUAUGGGACUGCUCAGCCCCCACCUCAUUAUGGGCCAACACAACCAGCCUACAGUCCUAGCCAGCAGCUCAGAGCCCCGUCAGCAUUUCCUGCGGUGCAGUACCUGUCUCAGCCACAGCCACAACCCUAUGCAGUGCAUGGCCACUUUCAGCCCACUCAGACAGGGUUUCUCCAGCCCGGCAGUGCCCUCUCUUUGCAAAAGCAGAUGGAACAUGCCAACCAGCAAACUAGCUUCUCUGACUCACUUUGUCCUCUAGUCUUCUCUGCGACCCAUGCACCCCCAAGCUCUGCAUCCAGCCCCUGGACUCCUGGCUAACCCCCAGCUCCCUGUACAGAUACAAGCAGCAGGGAAGUCAGGCUUUGCCACCACCAGCCAACCUGGUCCUCGACUCCCUUUCAUCCAACACAGCCAGAACCCAAGAUUCUAUCACAAGUAACCACAAGAUAACUCCAACCCACCCUCCAUCCCUCGGGGUGGGGUCUUAUGUGCCCCAAACCAAUAAAAUGUAUAAAAUGUA